This is a messenger RNA of Rosa rugosa (rugosa rose), 823 nucleotides long. RefSeq lists its product as uncharacterized. Gene Ontology annotation, cellular component: endoplasmic reticulum membrane. The transcript has 3 exons. The record is from RefSeq and is a predicted model, not a curated record. Gene Ontology annotation, biological process: vacuolar proton-transporting V-type ATPase complex assembly. Lineage: Eukaryota; Viridiplantae; Streptophyta; Magnoliopsida; Rosales; Rosaceae. The coding region runs from base 259 to 576 and encodes 105 amino acids.
AGCCCAAUGCCAAAAUUCUCUCUUUUUGGAUUUGGCCUCUGAACUCCAGAAGUACAGAGCAAUACCAAAAGUGAAGUUGUUGCUUCUGAAUUCCAGCACCCGAAAAAAGAAAGAAGCUUUGCUUCUUCGGAGCUAUUUCUCGUGCAGAGUAUGCAAUUUCUGGGUUGUAGAACAGAGAAGCUCGCCAUUGACAAGUCAAGUAAUUUCUAGGCGACUCAAUCUCCGGAUCCAGCACUCUCGACUGGAUUGGAGAUAUCAAUGGCCGGAGUAAUAACAAAGUUCGUUACUGCGUCAUUGUUUAUGUGGAUAGUUCCUGUUGCAAUAUUGUAUGGGUAUAACAACAAUUUGAUUCCUGGUUCGAGCGACUUGUCUCCCCAUACCCUCACUCUGUUGAGUGGAUUCCUUGCUGUUGUUUCUGUCAAUAUAGUUAUUGCAUUCUAUAUAUAUAUGGCAAUGAAGGAACCUUCGGAUAAACAUGAGCCUGAUCCUGCAUUUCUUGCUGAGGCCAAAGCUAGUGUAAACCAGUCUGCAGCUGACGCUGGCAGCUCUUCCCAAUCCUCCAAGAAAGAAGAGUAAAAUGCUGAUUUUCCGUUUCCAAAGAUGCUAGAAAGAGAGCAGAAAAGCAUGGUGCAGAUUAGAUUUAGAUUAAGAAUCUAUUUGAAAACUCCGUUGGUUUUCAUUCUGUCAUCUGCUGUUAAACCUGAGAUACGAUACUGAUAUGAGAACCUUCUUUCUAGAAGAGAAUUCACUUGUUAAACCAGAUGCUAAGACUUCACCUUUUAGCUUUGAAUUAAAUGCUAAUGUUAAAGGACUUGCACUUGCA